Messenger RNA from Bufo gargarizans (Asiatic toad), 2463 nucleotides. It is a transcript of the gene ANKEF1, whose product is annotated as ankyrin repeat and EF-hand domain containing 1. Lineage: Eukaryota; Metazoa; Chordata; Amphibia; Anura; Bufonidae. Gene Ontology annotation, molecular function: protein binding. The record is from RefSeq and is a predicted model, not a curated record. The transcript is spliced from 10 exons. Bases 109 to 2463 code for a protein of 784 amino acids.
GGAAUGCGGCUCUGUCCCGGCAUCUUGCUGUAAGUGGAGGAGGGGGAUAGCUGCAGGAGAUCGCGGACUAACACCGCAGCACCAGAAACAGCACAAAUAGUACAACAAAUGGCAUUAGAGUCAUCCGUAGCACAAGGAAGACUGGAAACUCUACAGAUCUACAAACUUCUUCAGUGCGUCCGAGAGCAAGACAAAGAACAGAUCGAAAAACUCACCAAAUGUGGUGUCCCGAACCUGAUAAACCUCACUGAACCCAACAAUGGAGAUGGCGUUCUACACCUGGUUGCUGUGGCUAAUAACGUGGACAUGUGUCAUUUCUUGCUUAACCUCGGAGCCCAUCCUAAUAUGCAGGACUUAAAGGGAUGUACACCAGCUAUGAAGGCUACAGAGUUAGGUCAUGACUUAGUCCUGGAGGUUCUACUGGAGGCUCAAGCUGAUAUGACCAUUGCGAAUAAUGAAGGAAAAGGGGUUUUAUUUUACUGCAUUUCUCCGACUAAGAGACAUCUACGUUGCUUUCUGCUAGCAUUGGCCUCUGGAGCUGAUGUCAAUAACACAUCGGCGGAAGGAAUACCGGUGCUGCUGGCCGCGUGUGAACAGGCGCAAGAUUGUAAAGAAAUGUGUCUAAGAUUAUUGGAGAAGGGUGCGGAUCCCAAUGCAUGUAAUCCGAAAACAGGUCGCACGGCUUUGAUGGAAGCAGCAAGAGAAGGAGCCGUGGAAGUUGUCCGCAGUGUAUUAGAGAAAGGCGGAGAUGUGAAUGCUAUUGAUAACCAGCGAUAUCAUGCCGUCCAUUUUGCUGCUAAGGGUGGAUUUUUUGAGAUCUUGAAGGUUCUGUCUGCAUACAAAGGUGACAUGGGAAUUAUAGCAAUGGAUGGGAACACAGCUCUUCACCAUGCAGCCAGUGGUGGCUUCGCCGAUUGCUGCAAGUUCCUUGGACAAAGAGGUUGUGAUCCUACCUGGAAAAAUAUAAAAACCCUGACACCUAAAGCCAUUGCCAAAGAAGGUGGAUUCAAAGCGGCAAUGAAAGAAAUAGGAAAAGCAAUGCGUCAAUUUAAAAAAUACUCCAAGCCAAAUGUAAAAAAUCCCAACCCACCAUGGGCUCUUACAUUGCAUGAUUGGUCAUUUGAGCACCAGUUGGCCCUUCGAGAAUCUUUUGCUGCGUUGGAUAAAGGAGAAGGUACUGUACUCUCAAGGGAGGAUUUUAUGGAAGUCCUAACAGAGAAAGGAGCUCCAGUGACCACCGAACAAAUGGAGAGUAUUGUUCAUCUUCAUGAAAAAGGUAGAGGUGGAAGCAUCAGUCCUGAGGAUUUUUUGAAAGGGUCAAAGUACCUACAAAAAGCUUUUAUACUAUCCUCCUAUGGACCAAAAAAGAAAAAGAAAGGAAAGAAAGGGAAGAAAGGAAAAAAAGGAAAGCUUACACUACCGAUGCCAAUAUGUACAAUGCCAGGUCACCUAAUCUCACGUAGGGAAGAUGGUGGACCACCCGACUUUAUGAUUGAAGCUUGCCAUAAUGUUACUGAUGUCAACCGAUUUGAUGGUGACCACCCACCCCAGAACCCACUGACAGAUGAUACUGCCUGGUAUGUGGAUGACCAGGAAAAAGUGUAUACUCACAUAAACCUUGCCUCCAAAGCUGGAGACCUUGAGUCCUUGAAGAGGGCCUUUGAAGAGGGUGUAUCAGUGGAUGUGAAAGAUAUCUUUUAUAAAACACCCCUAAUAUCUGCCUGUGCUUAUGGGAAUAUGGAGGCUGUCCGAUUCCUUCUGGAGAAAGGUGCUGACGUCAAUACAAGCGAUAACUUCAUGUGGACCCCGCUUCAUCAUGCUUGUCACGCCGGCCAGAGUGACAUUGCUGAACUGCUGCUACAACAUGGAGCCAGGAUAGAUGCCGUCGCCCUGAAUGGAUCCACACCACUUAUGAGAGCCGUGGAAAGUGGAAGUCUGGACUGCGUUCAGUCGUUAAUGAAAUCCGGAGCAAAGGUGCAGAUUGAGAACAAGAAAGGACAAAAUGUUCUUGAUGUGGCAAAAGCAUAUGCCGAUUAUAGACUGAUUGACUUGAUUCAGGCCAAACUGGACAGCUUGCCAAAACCAAAAGAAAAGAAAGGGGGCAAGAGGAGAGGUAGAAUGGAAGGCAAAUCGAAAGCAUUGUCUAAGCCACAAACCCCUGCAGUCCCAGAGGUCAUGUCUGCGAAGCGAGAGUUAUCAAAGCCUUCAGAGGUUCUGCUUCCAAGAAAGGAGAAGAGCGCCAUGGUUCAGCUCAAUAAUCUUAUCACGCUGGAAGAAGCAAAGAAAGUUGAUAUAACGUUUGUACCAAAAACAGUUUGGAUUACUGAGCCGUCAACAUCAGAUGGUAUCCGGAAGAGAGAAACUCAGAGGGAGCGAUUUACAUAUGAAGUUGAUUUUGAAAACUUCAAGAUGCCGUUCAGCAAGAAUUUAGUGGAGAAAUCUUUGGCGCUGCUAGUGGAAUAG